Messenger RNA from Paramormyrops kingsleyae, 4343 nucleotides. RefSeq names its product TBC1 domain family, member 10C (gene tbc1d10c). Gene Ontology annotation, biological process: regulation of GTPase activity. Gene Ontology annotation, molecular function: small GTPase binding; GTPase activator activity. Lineage: Eukaryota; Metazoa; Chordata; Actinopteri; Osteoglossiformes; Mormyridae. The record is from RefSeq and is a predicted model, not a curated record.
ACCCCAGUGCAAAGCCCAAAGCCUCAUUUCUGCAGUUCGUCUCGUGGCAGCUACGCGCAUCACUCCGGCUACUCCUCGGCAAGGCAAGCCAGCAUCUCACUAAAUGCACUGAUACAGGAAACAGCGACCCGAGGGAUGGAUCCCCUGGUGGCCCAGUCUGAGCUGAAUGGCGAGGACAGCUCUGGUUCCGAUGGGGCGUCAGUGUUCAGCGUUAGCAUACCACCAACGGAGACUGACCGCUUUGGGUUUCUCCUGGGGACCGAAUCCACUGUCGGGAGCGAGGGACCGCCACCUGAGCUGGUCCGGCAGAGAGAGGCGAAGUGGCUGAACAUUAUCAUGCAAUGGGACCGCAUCCUGCUGAAGAGGACCAACAAGGUGAAAGAGCAGUGUCGAAAAGGCAUCCCAGCUUCCCUCAAGGCCCGAUGCUGGCCACUUCUCUGCCGCGCCACAGAGAGGAUGAAAGCGAAUGAAAAACUUUACAAGAAACUUGAUACGGCACCUGCUCUGCAGACUUGGGUGGAUGUGAUCGAGAGGGACAUCGACAGACAGUUCCCCUUCCACGAGAUGUUCCUCUCCAGGGAUGGCCACGGGCAACAAGGGCUUUUCCGGGUCCUGAAGGCAUAUACUCAGUACAAGCCAGAAGAGGGUUAUUGUCAAGGCCAAGGACCCGUAGCUGCGGUGCUUCUCAUGAACAUGCCUGCUGAGGAGGCUUUCUGGUGCCUGGUGCAGAUCAGCGAGCAGUAUCUACCUGGAUACUAUAGCCCUCUGCUGGAGGGAGUGCUCUUUGACGCAGGCAUCCUGAAUGGAGUGCUACGCAAGGUAUGCCCUGCCGCUCACAAACACCUGAAGAAACACGAGGUGGAGCCACUCAUGUUCGCUACCGACUGGCUCAUGUGCCUCUACACUCGACACCUGCCCUUCAACACCCUGCUCAGGGUCUGGGACCUGUUCUUCUGCUACGGCGUGCGGAUCCUCUUCCAGGUAGCAGUGGUUUUGGUGCAUAGGAGCCUGGGAAAGCAGGAGCAGAGGGACGAAUGCGACGGGCAGAUGGAGACCCUGGAGAGACUCCGAAGCGUGAAGGACCGCAUCUCCAUGGAGGCGGAUGCUUUCAUAGUGGAGGUGUGCUCAGUACCGUUCUCCAGGAAGGAUUUAGAGAGAGAGACCGAAAAGGAGAUGGAGAGGUGGAAGAAAGAGCAUCCAUCUUCGACCUUCAACCCUUGCCUCCGUUGCCACGGGUACCGGGCGGCUUGGGUUAAAGGGAGAGAGAAGGAGGAAGAGUGUCAGAGAAGGGAGCGAGAGAUUGGGAACCUCUCCGUUCCCGUGUCGCGAUCUCCCUCCUCUCUUUCACCGUCAUUUCUUCGAAAGAAGUGGAGAAGAGGCAGCAAAGCAGAGAUGAGCGAAAAGGAGGGGAAUGGUGGCAGAGAGGAAAACAAGUUGAAGGAGGUUGUCGAGCUAAAGGGCAAGGAAGAAAAGGAAGCCAUAAAUAAUGAUGGCAACCGAAGAAAACCUUCAGAGUACAGCAGUGAAGACGCGACGCUCAACCAAAAGGGAGCAGGGCAGGAAUCUACACAAGCCGCUGCAGAUUCAUCCUGCCAAAACCUGGAACUAUGCAGUGGUGCUGCAGACCUCUCUCACUCCCAGAACACAUGCAGUCUUAGUAAAAUGCUAAACAGUUGUGGUGGGGCGAGCACAGACUGUGCAUCUGAGGCUCAGGACAGUACCAACACACCCACAGCCCAGAUAGAGACCCCAGAAAACCAGACGGAGAAUAAUGCAGUCGCAGACCACAUGUCGCAGCUCGUCUCCGUGCAGACAGGGUCCGUCUUCAGCGAGACGGUGAAUUGUUCAGCAGACCAGGGUGAACCACAAAAACCUCUAUGCGACAAGGCUGACGAGACUGCUGAAGUAACUAGAAAACUUUCUCAAGAAAGCUGCCAGUCAGAGCCAUCAGAGGCAGGAAAGCUCAUUUCCCCAAAUAGCUGCCCAGAGUCUGAUGCCAAAGGUGCUAGCAAAUUGAAUAAAAACACUGAGGAAAAGCCAGAAGAAACAAAUGUUCAAAAUACUGGAGAACUAGAUGUGGGAACAGAGGAAUGCAUUAAGACGCAAGACGACUGCAGGCAAAGCUUUGUAAAGGAGACAAGUACGCUGCUUGAAGAUUCAAGCGCAAACUCCCCAGAUCUAAAUGAAACCCAACAGGAAAAUGACCAGCCAGUACAGUAUUCCCUCCAUCCUUCUGAAGAUAUCAAUGAGAAUGUCACAAAGACUCCUGAGAUGACUGGAGAACCGUCAACAGCAGAAAACACAGAGAAAGUUGACAGCUUAGACAUUCCGGCACACCACUGUCAGAUCUUCCACGUGCUCCAGGAAUCUGAAAUUUCUAGCAUCUCUUCAGUAGAUGAGUCCGAGUUAUCAGUACAAAAGCACGCAAACGAGGAGGCAUCCUCAGAAGACUCUCCCCAAAACGAUCCACUGGCCAGCAGAACCAUUAUGACUGCAAUUUCAGACCAGCCAGCCUGCGAUGGAGUCACAGAAAAGCAGCCUGCAACCUCUGCAAGUGAGAGUGAUGAAGAGCAUUCUGAUGAUGUCACCCAGAUCGAGCCACCUUCAGAGCAAGAUAACGAUCAAAUCCCGGUAAGGAGCUCUGUGGACACAAACUUGCAGGAGAAUUUGCAGGGCACAGGACAGUCGUUGGGUGAACAUCCUGGUCAAAGUUCAGAGGUGGACAUUAUUUCGUCGAAGGGUCAAGAUUUGACAGAAAAAAGUCCCUGCUCAACCCAUGAGACCAUGUUGCAAGUGUCAGGAAGUGAGAUUACAACAGCCAUUCAAGAGGAACAAAAGCCCUUAAAUUCUCAAGAUGCAGAUGCACCUCAAGUCGAAAGCAGACCUCCAGAGGGCUCAGUCAUCGCAGUACCAUCGGCAGAAGGAAAUGCAAUAGAAUACGAGCAGCAGAAUCUGUCUGCUGCUGAUAUCAGGGAGGAAGCACCUCAACAGCCUAGUCUGACGAGCUCGGGUGCAGUUCAGCAACCGGCAGACCCACUUUGUGCAGCAGAGGACGAGGUAAGAGGGGGAUCAUUGGACACGUGUGGGACCAAGAUGGAGACACCUGAGCGUACUCCUCCUGAAUUACAUCUCGCGACGGAGAUGGAAAAACCAGCUGAAUCACAAAAUGAUCAGGGAUGCACUGCGGAGCAGUCAGCUGAAUGUCACAUAGAACAAAUUGAGCUUGAAGCAGAAGUUGGCUCUAAGGACCAGUGUAAAGAGACAAUGGAAGCAGACCGAGAAGAAAAUGGACAGAACAACAACAGACAAGACGACGAAACAAAUUCAGAUGCGGGACAUUCCUCUCCUGAAUCGAAGGACGCGUCCUGUGAAGAAACUAACAGCUCUACCCCACCCAGCACACAAACGUCACAAGGACAACCUCCUGGGACAUCCACGGACUCUGUAAUGACAGAGGCACUUCCAGAAGUCACGGCAGAGCACGGCAAGGAUGAGGCCAUCAAGGUGUCUGCUACACUUGAGAACCAGAAAUCAAGUGGCACUGGGGAAUAUAAACUUCGCAAGACAUCCAGCUCCAGAACCACGCCGCCCAGAAGGCUGUCGGAGGACACGUUCAAAGAGCCGGAAAGCACCAGAUACAACAGUGGUCCCAGUACUGCUUCCUCCACCAGCAGUUCUGCCGCUAACCACACAGGUGGCACCAGAGCUACCACGGCUGUUCAGGACACAGACAAAAGCCACGACACUGAGCACCAUAGCACUGAGCACAAAGACUCUUCAAAACGCUUUGGCCUCUUUCGUAGGUUCCGGGGCGACCAUGUCACGAACGUCGAGGGGGGCGCCAAGGGCAAGGCCAAGAUGACAGUGCCGACAAUACUCAUACAGGACUUCAGUGAGCAGGUGAGCGAGCAGGAAGAAAGACUGACCGCCAAGGAGAGGAGAAAGAGGAGGAGGGAGGAGGAGAGGAGGAAAAAAGAGGAGGAAAAGGCACGGAAGAAGAGAGAGAAAGAACUGGAGAAGGAAAAAGGAAAGGAGAGGAGGAAACCGCAGACGAGGGGGAAGAGUUUUCAGGUACACAGCAGCAGCAAGACUGACCAUGUUGUUCCUUCCCUUGGAAACUCUAUCACUCCAGGUUCCAAGAGAAACUCUGCUCCAUAUUUUGAUACUUACUUCUGAGUGUUGGGGUGGAUGGCACCAAGUAUGGAAGGGACAGACUGUGAAAUGCCUUAAUACUUAAAAAUGUUUAAAAAAAUGAGUUUUUCUAUAACGUUUUUCAAAACUGACAAAAAAAAACCCAGAAAUGUGUAUAGAAUGUAAAUAAAACAGAUGUCUAGAAAACAGUA